CCGACGCCAGCCAGAGCUUUGCACAUGGCAGAUGUUCACCAGAUGCACGCUGCACGUUCUCUUUUCUUUUGCCCGCAUUUCUGACUGUUUUUGCUGUCCGAGUGCUUCGUCACUCUUCUCUCGAAUUGCAAAGUUAAUAGACGCGUUCUGUUUUUUCUUCAAUUUUUAUUUUAGUGUCAUUUUAUGAUAAAUUUUUGGAGCAUUUUCUAAAAUAAAUUAUUGUGCAGGAAUGAAGUGGUUGUGAACUAAAAGCUUCGUCGUGGCCAUACCAGUGGGAGCCUGCAAAGAAUUGUCGAAAAGCCUGAGGUCAAAAUACAUUCGCGAACGAAGACUCAUGAUAACAAUGCCGUCAGGCUCUGCAGCAUAUUCUGGCAAUUGGCCAUUGUUCAAAGCAAUGGGUUUUCUGGCGCCUACUAUUCAAACCAGAAGAACAAGUGGCAAUGUUUUGAAAAAAACGACAUCAACGCCGAAGCCUUCACCAGCAUGGAGUUUCAAUAUCCAAGAACUAGAAGAAGGCUUCACUGAAUCUGAAGUAUUUAGCCAGUGUGAGAACACCCAGUCUGGAAUGGACCUGGACGAAACUUUGAAACCAACUUCCCAAUUGAGCUUUGAGGAGGUGGAGACCCAUGGGGAGACGGACGUUUCAUCAGGCUCAUCAGCUUCAGGUUUAAGAGUUAUAUAUCCCGUCCCAAGCACCAGUAGGCAGCAAGAAUCGGAAAUUCCAAUGGGAAGAAAACAACAACAAUUAGAAGCACCAUUCGAGAAUCCCAUCCCGAGCACCAGUAGACAUCCAGAGCCGGAAAUCUCUAUGAGAAGAAGACGACAAGAGUCAGAAGCACCGUCCGAGACACCAUCAAUAAAAAAGCGAAAGGUUACACAGGUAGCCUCAGUGAUUGAGAAUAUGGUGAAGAGUUGCUCUGAUGUAGGGCAAACUUUAAAUCAAUUUAUGAGGCAAUCCACCGAAGAAAGUGUGUAGACAAUUAAGGAUGAGGAUCGUUAUUUUUGCAUGUCUCUAGCAGAACAUUUGUCAAAAAUCACAAACAGCAAUAAACUUGUAAUCAAAUCAAAAAUGUUGUUGCUGCUAGCAGAGGAAAUGAAAGACAUGAAUAAUUAGAUAAUGUAUCUUAUAAUUUAAUAAAUCCUAUUGUUCUUAAAAAUUA
This is a messenger RNA of Ceutorhynchus assimilis (cabbage seed weevil), 1160 nucleotides long. Lineage: Eukaryota; Metazoa; Arthropoda; Insecta; Coleoptera; Curculionidae. The record is from the annotation of a GenBank genome assembly.